AUGGGGCCAGAGCCGGCCGGGUCGGGCGAGCAGGCGGGGCUCUCAGCGUCUCCGCAGUCGGGGUCGGGCGUGCCCUGCGCGGUGCACCAACCCGAGCCACAUUCAAGAGUCAUUAUCUCUGCACUCCGUCGAGUCCCCGCACCUUUGCGCCCGAGCCGGCGGGCCCCUCUCCGGCCGCGCAGUCCCGGGCACCCCGCGCACCCUUUUCCUCGGCCUCCGGGGCCCCCGUGCCUCUCCUGCCCUGCCCCGCCUGCCGCGCGGAGGCGGCUCCUCCUCAGGUGGCAGAGCCGGGGCCUCCCCCAGCAGACCUGUCACCCGACACCCAGGAAGCGCGCGGCCCCAUCCCGGCUCCUCUUUGUUCCCCCGCCGGACUCUGCGCUCGGGCGCCGCCUCCUCCCGCGUAGCGCUGUGGAGGUUCGGGGCGCGGGCCUCGGCCCGGACGCGCCUCGGGUUCCGUCCAUCUGGCCCGCUCCGAACCAGGGCCCUUUUUGUCUUGUUUUUCCCAUGUGGACUCCGCGCGGAGCUGGGAGGCGGCGGUGCGCCCAGCCUGGAGCCGGCGCAGGUCUGGCAGCUUUCAAAUCACAGGGUCCUCCAGCAAAGUGCCAUCAAAACCCCAUGCGACAGGCUCCCUGUGAAGACCAGCCCUAAUGCAGGAAGAUGUCAGCGGCCACGAGUGGAUGGAUAAUCCUGGUUGGAUGCUAAUGGCGAAGGCUCGGGCCUGGCACACAGGCUUCCAGCGGGGCGGUGUGGAC
Molecule: messenger RNA, 752 nt
Organism: Ailuropoda melanoleuca (giant panda)
Lineage: Eukaryota; Metazoa; Chordata; Mammalia; Carnivora; Ursidae
Product: vegetative cell wall protein gp1-like
Exons: 3
Coding region: 1-648 (215 amino acids)
Source: RefSeq, a predicted model, not a curated record